AUGGACACCGGUGGUGGCCGCUACUUUCCCUUCCCGGUCUUCUCCGCGGCGAACCUGGCCGGCAACGCCGCCUCGGCCGACUUGUCUCUCCUCGCUGCAAAUCACAACUGUGCGUCCUUGUGGUGCUUUGAGCAUGAGGAGCCGAUGCUCGGUGGGCCGCUGCGCUACGGCAGCUCAUGGCGGUAUCGCCUGCGUCACGUCGUGUCCGGCAUGUACGUGGCGGUGUGCGGCUCGGCGGUGGAUGUGAUGCUGGAGGGCUACGACGAUGACGGGGAGGGGGACAACGCGUCUGGUAAAGGGGCGACAGCGCCCAUUCCAACUGCCGCGCCGCCGUCCAUUGCCGCUGUGUUUGCGAACGAAAGCGAUGACAGCGAGAGUGACGACGGUGUGCACCAAAUCAACGGCGGCAGAUCGUCGCGGUCCGCGUCCCGCUCCGGUCGCACGAAGGCCGGUACGGCCGCCGCGGUGGUCACGCCCUCCGACGUCGACCUCACGCCGCGGCCCGCGGAGAUCCGUCCGACGAGUCUCUGCCUCAUUCCUCCGCCCCGCACACGAAGGGAGAGGGAGGCGACUCUCUUCUGCGAGGAGCCGAUGUACGCGACGGAGGCCGCGGUUGUCGUGGAGCAGACGUGUCUCCGCGUGAAAAACACGCUGACCGGAAUGUACCUCAUCACGGACGCCGGCGUGGAAGGCAGCGACGGCUGCCCUCGCUGGACUGGCAGCCGUCGCGUGCAGACCCGGUGGUGGCGGCGUACGUCUCCCACCGGCUGCAGAUGGAGACGCAGUUUGUGGUGUCGCAGUGCGGGUGGCUGA
Messenger RNA from Leptomonas pyrrhocoris, 813 nucleotides. RefSeq lists its product as hypothetical. The transcript has a single exon. NCBI's taxonomy places the organism in Eukaryota, Euglenozoa, Kinetoplastea, Trypanosomatida, Trypanosomatidae. The record is from RefSeq and is a predicted model, not a curated record. The coding region runs from base 1 to 813 and encodes 270 amino acids.